AUGAGCUCGGUCACUCACAAGAAGUUUUUCAGUUCAACUGGUGUUUAUUUGUUGCUUUCAAUGAUGUUUAGCAGGAAGGCUGCAAGCAGGUUGCUUGUUGGAGCUUUCAACACCAGAAGCACACACAUUGUGACUAGAGGGAUUUCCGCAAGGUUUUCCUCCAGCGUAAGACCAAGAUGGCUUUCGACUCAAGGUGUUGCGCGGGUAGAUGAAGAUUUGGAUGCUGCUCUCGAUAACUUGCUUGGUUCUACUUUUGAUGAAGAUGACACGGUCGGAAACGCGGACGCACUCGCAAUGGAGUCGCAACCAGUUGCGAGCGAUGUUGAAGAAAUCAAUCCUGAAAAGUUGAAAGACCCUACAUUUUUGUCCACCAGCAAUCCUCAUUGGGUUCAGGCUGGACUCUCUCCACAAGUGAUUGACGUUCUUAGCGAAAAGGGUAUUGUUGAAUUUACUCCCGUUCAAGCAGAAGCAUUCGGGCCUGUGCUAUCCCGUAGAGAUGUCAUCGGACGAUCGCGAACGGGAACAGGUAAAACUCUUGCAUUUGGUCUCCCAGCCCUAACCCGACUCAACCAGUUGGCAGAGGCCAAGGGUUUCCGCGACGACCACGGCCGUUUGGUGCGUGGAAGACCAGUCUCAAUGGUUGUUCUCUGUCCGACACGAGAACUCGCUCGUCAAGUCCAGGAAGAGUUGUCUGCUGUUGCCCGACCACUUGGACUUUACACUGAAGUAUUUCACGGUGGAGUAUCUUACGAUCCACAGGCACGUGCUUUGAGGCAGGGUCUGGAUAUCCUAGUUGGAACUCCAGGACGCAUUAUUGACCACAUGCAACGAGGAAACCUGAAUCUAAGCGAGUGCGACAUUAUUGUACUGGACGAGGCAGAUGAAAUGUUAAACAUGGGAUUUGCAGAUGACGUUGAAGUCAUUUUGGAUGGUUUGGGCGAAAACAAUGACAAAAAGCCACAAUGUCUCCUCUUCUCCGCCACAACACCUCCGUGGGUAACCAAUAUUGGACGGAAAUACCAGGAGGACGUUGUCGCCAUUGACGCAACAGGUGACGAGGGUGGUGCUCGUGUUGCAAAAACAGUUCGUCACAUGGCUGUACAAGUGCCCCCUGGGGCUGGAUCGAAGAAUGCAGUCCUAGAAGACAUUAUCGCAGUCGAAAUAUCAAAGGACAAAAAUUAUGUUGGAGCAGGCGAUGUUGAUGAAAACCUCGAGGAAGCCCCCGUAAACGAAAUAGCUGCAGCGGCUGCAGCAAAAAAGGAAAAAACAAGUGGCGCAAUGCAGCAAAAGAUCUUCGGAAAAACCAUUGUUUUUACUGAAACUAAGCGCCAGGCGGACGAACUUGUCUCUGGUGGAAUUUUCAAAAGUUUGAGCGCCCAGGCACUCCAUGGUGAUGUUGGUCAAAAGCAGCGUGACGCAACCCUCGCUGCAUUUCGUGCUGGCGCAUUCAAUGUACUUGUCGCUACUGAUGUUGCCGCGCGUGGGAUCGAUAUCAAGGAUGUCGACCUUGUAAUCCAAUUCGAUCCCCCCCGAGACGUUGACACAUAUGUUCAUCGAUCAGGUCGAACUGGCAGAGCUGGACAAAAAGGAGUCUCCGUUCUACUUUUCGACCAGCGCCAGCAACGCGACAUUGUUCGCAUCGAGAGAGAUCUUGGCCAUGGUUUUAAAUUUGAUCUCACUGGCCCACCUUCUAUUGAAGCUGCUUUGCGCGCCGCAGCCAAGACCUCAGCCGUUGCUUCAACAGCGAUUCCUGACGAAACAGCUAAAUUUUUCAUGGAUGCUGCAGCCUCUCUUCUGGCGGAAGGAAAUCCAGAAAACGUUGUAGCCCGCUGUCUCGCUGCAAUAUCUCGGCGAUCAAUAGAGGUCCAGAGUAGAUCUCUUAUUACCGGAGAGCUUGGACUGUCGACUGUUCAAAUGAGCAAUAGCAAAGGAACGCCGGUCUCACCUGGUGAUGUUAUGUUCACAGUAGGCAAGCUUUCCAGAAUGAGUCGACAAGAGGGAGACCUCACCUUUGACAGUGAUGUUGGCAAGAUUCAAGCCAAUCCUGAGACUGGAGUUGCUCUGUUCGAUAUGGGUGUCGAAGAUGCAAAGAGACUGAUUGAAUUUAGCAAGGACAUUGAGGCUGGUGGAGCCGUUUUCUCCAUACUAGAAACGAUGGAAAUUGAACGUGGAAGAAAUUUUGGUCGUCCUCAAGGCAGGUUUGAUCGGGACGGCAGAGGAAGAUUUGGCAGAGGAGGUAGAGGAGGUAGAGGAAGGGGUGGGGGUGGAAGAGGUGGAGGUUACAGAGGCGGCAACCAGUCUAACCGAGGCCGUCGCGAUGAUUUUGGUGAAGGAAGAAGAGGUGGAGGUUACGGUAGAGGUGGAGGUAGAGGUGGAGGUUACGGUAGAGGCGGUGGACGAGGAGGCUACGAUGGGCGAAGUAGGGCUGGUGACUACCAGCGCGGCAAUCAAGGCUUCCCACAAAACGAUGGCUGGUAA
Cylindrotheca closterium is the source of this 2478-nucleotide messenger RNA. The record is from the annotation of a GenBank genome assembly. Lineage: Eukaryota; Bacillariophyta; Bacillariophyceae; Bacillariales; Bacillariaceae.